Molecule: messenger RNA, 3424 nt
Organism: Hippocampus comes (tiger tail seahorse)
Lineage: Eukaryota; Metazoa; Chordata; Actinopteri; Syngnathiformes; Syngnathidae
Gene: rgl3b
Product: ral guanine nucleotide dissociation stimulator-like 1
Exons: 16
Coding region: 312-2453 (713 amino acids)
Biological process (GO): Ras protein signal transduction
Cellular component (GO): plasma membrane
Molecular function (GO): guanyl-nucleotide exchange factor activity
Source: RefSeq, a predicted model, not a curated record
UGGCACCGGUGUUACCGAUCCGUGUUCCGAGAUUCUUCAGUGCUGUAUUCGUAUCUCCCUGCCAGGCACGCCAAACGCGCCCCCUUGGCUUUUUUUUUUAAUAUUCGUCCGUAUAAUGUAGGCAACACUUUCCACUAUUUACUAACGUAUUUAUAAGUUUAAUCAAACGCGGUAAUGUAACCCCGUCCGGCAAUUUGUGCAAGUUUGACCGGAACAAGCAUGCAGCCCUAAAAGGGACCGUCUCGCCAACUGGAAGUUAAUUUCAAGUCCAGAGAAGAUGGAAACUCGUUCCCCGUAAGAAACGAAGCGAGAUGGGAAAAUGGGAGCUGACAAUGAACCCAGUGCAGGAGUGGGGUGAAGAAUCGGAGGACGGUGCCGUUUACGGGAUCACGCUGCACCGCGUCCCCGUCCCCUCCUCGCCCUCCCGCUCCAAUCCAUCGGGCGCGUUCGUCCAGUACCGCACCAACAAAGUGCGGCGUCUGAAGGCCGCUCGUCUGCAAAUGCUCGUCAAUCACCUCCUGGAUGCCGACCGUCUGGAACAGGACUACGGCAGGAUCUUCCUCUCCACGUACAGAACCUUCACCAGCACGGCUAAACUCUUAGAGCUCACCUUCCAAAGAGACAGUGCAGCAGCAGAAUUGGAAAAUGGGGAAUGCAACCCGGGUCCUCUGUUGGCCUUCGUCCAGACGUGGCUGGACGAAUACAGCGAGGACUUGAGGGAUCCUCCGCUGCACUCCGGGCUGCAACUUCUUUUGGAUCACCUGAGGAUCAGCUCCGCCGUGCACGACCGACUCCACCGUCAGCCGAACUUCUGUUCGUUGGCCGGGCAAACUGAAAAAUUGCUUCGGAGGUUCCGGAAUGAAGAAUCUGCGACACGUGUGAGCCGACCGCAGGAGCAACUUUCAGGCGACGAGGAUUCAGGAUGUGAACACUCACAAGAUCAAGGUGACAUUGGGGAUUUCUCAGCAAGAGCCAUCGCAGAGGAACUCACCCGCAUGGACUCUGCUUUAUUUUCCAAAGUGGCUCCUUACCAGUGUUUGGGCUGCAUCUGGUCACAGAGAGACAAGAAGGAGAACAUGUCCCCCACCAUCAGGGCCACCGUCGCGCAGUUUAAUCGCGUGACCAACCUGGUCAUCGUGUCCCUGCUGCGCCGCCCCGCCCGCGCCGCCUCCAGUGCGACGCCGCCGCAACGAGCUCGGAUCGUGGAGAAGUGGAUCCGCGUGGCGCUCGACUGUCAGCGUUUGAAGAACUUUUCCUCCGUCAAGGCCAUUCUGUCCGCCCUUCAGUCCAAUGCGGUCUACAGACUGAGAAAGACCUGGGCUGCAGUUAGCAGGGACAGCAUGUCUACGUUUGAUAACCUCUGUGAAACCUUUCCUGAUGAAAACGGUCUUCUGACCAACAGGGAGCUCCUGGUGGAGAAUACGUCCGGUGGAGCGGUGCCUUACCUGGGCACCUACCUGACCGUCCUCACCAUGCUCGACACAGCCCUGCCGGAUACCGUGGAGGCUGGACUCAUCAAUUUUGAGAAGAGGAGGAGGGAAUUUGAGGUUCUGUCACAAAUCCGGGAUCUGCAAGCGUCCUGUACUCAGUUCCACCUGCCUCAUCACCCCACAAUUGCCGCCUGGAUGCGGGGGCAGAAACUGCUCACUGACCAAGAAAGUCAUGAACUUUCAAGACAGUUGGAGCCUCCGGCGGAUGUGUGUUCGCCAACCACUUGGACCCACCGAACGCUCACUAAGAAACUUUCCUCUCUCUUGACAAUGGGCGAUGGAUCCAAAAAGCUCCCAGCAGACCAGAUCAGCGUUUCAUCUUCGGGAUCCAGCGGUUCUGAGUUGGAAGAUCUUUCCUCUCCAAACUCGGCCUGUUCCAUCAGACUGCAGUCCUUCCACAGUUCUAGCAGCAAUCUGUCAGAGGUCUUCUCUUCAUCUUCCUCCUCCUCCUCCUCUUCAUCGUCCUCUCCGUGCUCCUCGACGGCCUUGUCUCCGGACUGCCAAACUCCCUCGGGCUCGUCUUCGGACUCCCUCUGCUCCUCGGCGGCUUCCCGUGUCACUACUCGGCCCUUGGCGGCCCCCCAGCACAAACGCUCCGUGUCCAUGACCUCUCUGCCCGUCUACAACCGCCAAAGCGCCGAUUCCUGCAUCGUGAGGGUCAGCGUGGAACUGGGCCACAACAAUGGCAACAUGUACAAAAGUGUCUUGUUGACCAGCCAGGACAAAACUGCACAUGUGAUUCAGCGGGUUUUAGACAAACAUCACCUGGAUCACUUGAACUGGCAGGAUUUCACUCUGGCACAGGUCAUCUCGCAGGAGAGAGAGUUGCUCAUACCAGACAAAGCCAACGUCUUCUACGCCAUGUCCACCACGGCAAACUUUGAUUUUGUCCUGCGUCGCCUCCAAAAAGGCCACAAGAAACCACUGAGAGCCACGUCAAGUCUUGGGCGCUACACAAAAUAGGACCACAAAAGCGACUUGGGAAACUCUUUAAUAGUUGCAAAAGAGAAACGUUUCUUGAUCCUCUUUUGCUGGUAACAAAGACGAGAACGUGUGAAGAAGCUCUGAUGGUAGCAAAGAUGGGGGGUGGGGCGCGGAAGGAAGCACUUUAUGAAUAAUUCUCACUGCAAUGGGGACUCAGGUUUCAAAUACCUGAUGUGCUGUGUGGGGUUCAGAUGUCUGAAGAAAUGUGUGAAGUUUUGUGAUCCUCUCGAGGCGAGUUGUGCUCAUAUCACCGCACCUGAGCCAGCUGGCAAGUGGGUGGCGGUGUACUGUAUUGACCCAGCAGCACCAUGUUCCCUGGCCAGUUUCGCUGCACCUGCUGUUGCAGAGACAUUCGGCACAUUUGGAUGACAGCCCUGACCGGAAGGUUGGCAUUCCCCAGUCUGGUAACCGUGACAGCAAGAGAGACCUUGGAGAGGAACAUUUUUUUCUGUGUUUUGUCUCUUUCAUUGGUUGGUGUUUUUAAUCUCACUGUUGUUCGCGUCAAUCCUAUUCUGAUUGCAUUUUUUUUUGUUUGUUUUUGAUUCAUGUUGUCUGCGUACUUUCACUGGGAGCCAAUUGAAAACCUACACCAAGCACGGAUGCCUAAAUUUAAAAUGUUACUGUUUUCUAAUGAUGUUGAGAUGAUUUAAAAUGUUUUACAAAUUAUUUAAAAAAUAUUUCAUGUAAGUGGUUCAGUCAUGUGUGCCCUGAAUGAAGCUGCUGCUCACAUAUGUUGUCUAAUGCCGGAAGACAAUUUGUACAUGUUCUCAUUUCAAUAACUUCGGUUGACGCCGACAGUAAACACCCAGUGAGAUGGGUCACAAUGCUCAUUUACAAGUGUGACAUAACAGAAGUGGUACACAGAACACUAUUUGAUACAGUUUGAAUUCAAAAACAUUUUUCCUAAUAAAAGAGAAUGUCAACUCUGUAAAACAAUAAAAAAUGUGUAA